CUUGACGGUCAUUUUCCUUUGCCGGCAAACCCACACUGCCGCGUUCGAUCACUCCUUGAACAACUUCAACGCGCAAGAUUUAUCUUCCCAGAAAGGCGACUAACUGAAGGUGUUCUGAAGGAUGGCUGAAGAAGGAAGUAGUUCUCCGCUCUCCUCCGUCCUCUCUUCUCCUCCGGUCUCACCUCCCCGGAGCAUUGAUACUGCUGCGCGGGUGGUUUUGGAGGAGAUAGCAGCCGAAGAGUCAACGGUCGAGGAACCAGCAGUCGAGGAACCAGCAGUCGAGGACCCAGCAGUCAAGGAACCAGCAGUCGAGGACCCAGCAGUCAAGGAACCAGCAGUCGAGGAACCAGCAGUCGAGGACCCAGCAGUCAAGGAACCAGCAGUCGAGGACCCAGCAGUCAAGGAACCAGCAGUCGAGGAACUAGCAGUCGAGGAACCAGCAGUCGAGGAACCUACAGUCGAGGAACCUACAGUCGAGGAACCUACAGUCGAGGAACCAGCAGUCGAAGAAUCAACAGUCGAGGAACCAGCAGUUGAGGAACAUACAGUCGAGGAGCUAGUAGUCAAGAAGCCAGCAACCAAAAAGCCAGCAACCAAAAAGCCAGCAACCAAAAAGCCAGCAACCAAAAAGCCAGCAACCAAAAAGCCAGCAACCAAAAAGUCAGCAACCAAAAAGCCAGCAGUCGAGCAAGGACAUGUCAAGGAGUCAGAGGUUCAAGGACCUGAAGAACCUGAAGGAGAACCGGCCACGCCGUUGGCGGCAUCAAGUGCUUGCCCUGAAAACAAGACAGAAUUUCGACCAUCUGAUCAGUUAGAAGCUCGGCAACCAGAAGAGAAAGCGUCUACAUCCUGGGCCGCCAUAAAUCUCCCACCACAGAAACUACGAUCAGUCGAUAAACCAGAAGUUCCAACACGUGAAGAAGAACCAACCGCCCCAUCAGCUGCGCCAAGUUCCGUCCCCAAGAAGAGAAAAUCAUUGCCUGAAGCAGUCAGUUUUAAAGGAGGUGUGGCUGAUUCACGCAAUAUCCUCAAACCAAAACUGACGAGGGGCGCGUGUACUCCUUGCCGUGAGAACAAGCUGAAGCCGCGAAAAGGAGUUUCAGCAGCGGCUCGCCCAGUUUCGUCCAAGGCCGAGGCCGUUCCAGCGGAUGUGGGCGAGCCAAAAGCUUUGAGUCCGCCGGAUGCGCAUGCGGAUUCGGCAGUACAGGACCUGGAGGUUGAGAAGGAAAUCGCCACACCGGCAAUCAAAGCAGCAACAGUCGCCGAUUCCUCGAUCAAUGGACAGGGCUUCAAAGGUCCGAAAAAUGAGGACCCAAGUACAGUGACGAAAAGGGCACGCAAAAGGACAAGUGGGCAAACGCCAGAGGAAGCCGCCCUUAACAACGAUGCAUGGAGUUCGAAAGUUACACGUCAUUCUGGAAGCAGUGAUGAGCAGUUGGGUACUGAGCUCGGAAAGCGUAAAGCCUCGGACCAGGACAAAUCUAGCACUGCCAAAAGGCCACGACAUGCCGGAGAAGCGCCAAAGAAAACAAACCUGGACAGAAAGUGGGGAGCACCUUUCGUCUAUACCGAUGAGAAAUCACCUCUUACCAAUGCUGAUCUCAGAGCGAUCCUACUGCUUCCGCGAGCAUGGGAGGUGUUGACACCAGAUGAGAGGAAAGACAUCCUCGCUAAAUUCCCCGACGACAGCCAUAUCUUGGACCCAGGGACCGAAAUUGCCCGACCGGAUCUUGUCUCCUUGCGCAACAAUGAUCACUUCAGAUACGAUUGUGCUCGCUACCUCGAAAACAUUGAGCGGGGUCGACAUGAUGAACAAUGGCUUCAGGAGGCCUGGGUCGCUCAUGAAAAGCACAAACGAGGCGAUUAUGACGAUUUUCUGAUAAAGGAGUUUGAGAACGACUGGGCGACAAAGAUACCAGAGGAGUUGCUUCAAAAGACCAGCCGUAAGAAUGAGACGCUCGAGACAGAUGCUACUGUAGCAGUGUCCGAGAACAAGGCAAUAACAAAGGAACAGCACAAGGCUCUUCCUGGACGCACCAAGAGCGCUUCAGUGAUACAAGAAGUACCUCCUGCCGAUACAGCAUCUGUUGUUAUGGCCGAGACGAAUACAAGCCAUAUCGCUGAUUAUCACCCCAACGGUCAUGAAAAAUCCGAUACGAACGGGGCACGGUAUACCGAACUACGGUUCGAAGUACCACACGAGGUUGAUUGAUGCUUCUUCGAAGCAAUAUAACACAGAAUACCAGCGAGGAAGACGUAUGCCGAUCUUCGUCUAUGACGGGUCCCGACUUUGAAGCACCGCCGCAUCUAUCAGUAAUUAAUAUACCAUCCCAACUAUAAAGAAUGUACAGAUCUCAGUCACUUGAACGAACUUGGACGGUAAUUAGGGAAGCGUAAAGUGACCACAGUCGCAGGAUAAAGAUCCAGGGCCACGAAUACAUGAUGAUAACUGGAAAAGCGCAAUUUACGGCGGAGAGGACAUGCGUAGAGUCAGGCUUAUGUAGUAUCCAACCCUUUUUCGGC
Molecule: messenger RNA, 2523 nt
Organism: Neurospora tetrasperma FGSC 2508
Lineage: Eukaryota; Fungi; Ascomycota; Sordariomycetes; Sordariales; Sordariaceae
Exons: 5
Coding region: 122-2212 (696 amino acids)
Source: RefSeq, a predicted model, not a curated record